Molecule: messenger RNA, 1987 nt
Organism: Pogona vitticeps (central bearded dragon)
Lineage: Eukaryota; Metazoa; Chordata; Lepidosauria; Squamata; Agamidae
Gene: SNF8
Product: SNF8 subunit of ESCRT-II
Biological process (GO): protein transport to vacuole involved in ubiquitin-dependent protein catabolic process via the multivesicular body sorting pathway
Cellular component (GO): ESCRT II complex
Source: RefSeq, a predicted model, not a curated record
UGACGUACAGCGGGGGAGGCUUUCGAAGGUGGCGGCUUCCCCCCCCGUCCCCCCCGCAGACAUCCUCGAUAAACCCAUCGAGACCUAAACUUCGUCCCUCGCCUUUUCCCCCUCCCCUGCAAUGAUGCAUCGCCGGGGGGUGGGGGCCGGUGCCAUCGCCAAAAAGAAGUUGGCAGAGGCCAAAUAUAAGGAGCGUGGAACAGUUUUAGCUGAAGACCAGUUAGCCCAGAUGUCCAAGCAACUGGACACGUUUAAAACUAACCUGGAAGAGUUUGCCAGUAAACACAAGCAAGAGAUCCGUAAAAAUCCCCAGUUCAGGGUCCAAUUCCAGGACAUGUGUGCAACAAUUGGUGUUGAUCCACUAGCCUCUGGCAAAGGAUUUUGGUCAGAAAUGCUGGGUGUUGGAGAUUUUUACUAUGAGCUAGGUGUCCAGAUUAUUGAAGUUUGUCUGGCUUUGAAGCACAGAAAUGGAGGUUUAAUCACACUGGAGGAACUCCACCAGCAAGUGCUCAAAGGACGAGGGAAAUUUGCUCAAGAUGUCAGCCAGGAUGACCUCAUCCGAGCAAUUAAGAAGCUAAAAGUUCUAGGAAAUGGUUUUGGGAUUCUUCCUGUUGGUGGGACAUACCUGAUCCAGUCUGUGCCGGCAGAACUGAACAUGGACCACACCGUUGUGAUACAGCUUGCUGAGAAAAAAGGGUUCGUGACCAUCAGUGAAAUCAAGUCAAGUUUAAAAUGGGAGGCAGAACGAGCCAAACAGGUGCUGGAUCAUUUGCUGAAAGAAGGUAUGGCGUGGCUUGAUACCCAGGCUCCAGCAGAACCACAGUACUGGCUUCCAGCCCUCUUCACAGAGCUUUACUCUCAGGAAAUCACACCAGAAGAAGCAAAGGAAGCUUUACCUUGACUACCAAAAAAAGGAGACAGAGUGAUCUGAACAUCUUCUCUUGAGCAGAAUGACACGAUGACUGAGCCAAAAUCAAAUGGUUGUCAACAGCCAUUGAAUUUUUGUUACAAUCUUUAUAAAAAAACAUCUGUAUAACCAAAACUCAGUGGGCUAAUCUGAAAUGGGAAAUGAAAAAUCUUGAUUUUGUUAUAAAGCUUCUAGUUCUCCUAAAGGUGGAGGAAAUCGCUAGAAAUCUAUGAAAGGGGAAGUGGAAGUGACUUGGGAUGAAAGUCAGUUGGGUGAGGUACUGUUGUGUAUUUCUUUCCCAUUUGUGAAUUAUGCAAUUAGGGGGUUUCUGGCAGAUGUGGUUCUAUGUAUAUUGGGUCCCUUCAGCAGUAAGGGUUCUAUGUAUACCUCAUGGCGAGGGAAAAUUUCUAGUCCUGUAAAGACAGAUCUUAGUCUGUCUUAAUCUAUGGGCAGUGCCUGGUACAGGUACAGAAAUUCAGGGCAAUGUGUCAUUGGUUCACAAGUUCUGUCUUCAUACUUGAAAGGAGUAAGAUCAUGUAUGCCUCAGCAAGCUGAAAUCAGGGUACUUGUUUCUAGACUUGUAGUCCUUUUUGUUUUUUACUAUAGCUCCCAAAAUCCCCAGCCAGACUUGCCAGUGGCCAUAAAGGCUGGAGGACUGUGAGAGUUGUAAUCCAAAAAGGAACUUUUCUAGGUUUUAGCUUAAUCUUUAGGGCAUGAGAGUGGAUAAUAACUUACCAGUCUUUUAAAGAGUGUUCAUCUACUUCUCUAUAGCCUUGUUGUGCUUUUGCCCAAGAAAUCAUAAUGUUCUAUUUUCAUGCAUUGUAUUAUCAUUGAUUUUCACAGGGCUAAGAUCUCAGCAGAGAUUGAGGUUAUAAGAACAGGCAGGAAAACAAGAUUCAUAUGGAGAUAUGUUCAUUUGGGAUGAAGAAUGCAAGUUGGGUGGCAGUGAUGAGUUACUUGAUAUGGACUGUCUUAGGGCAGGAAAAGCAGGCAGCGUUUAUUGUCAAAUCAUUGCCUCUCUAGUUCUGUGCUGUAUGUAUGCAGAGCUAAUCUUGAUAUCAAGAUAGAUGCUUCAAAGAG